Molecule: messenger RNA, 1002 nt
Organism: Coccinella septempunctata (seven-spotted ladybird)
Lineage: Eukaryota; Metazoa; Arthropoda; Insecta; Coleoptera; Coccinellidae
Exons: 2
Coding region: 1-1002 (333 amino acids)
Source: RefSeq, a predicted model, not a curated record
AUGGGAGAUCUAAAUGCGCGUACAGGGAGCAAGGAUAACGAUACAAUAGUGGGAAAAUACGGCGAACAAAUAACAAAUACUAAUGGACAACGUCUGGUAGACCUGUGCCAUGGAUUAUCGCUGAAGAUUAUGAAUGGCUUCUUCCCUCAUAAAAAUAUUCACAAGUUCACAUGGACGCAACCCACUAGAAAACUCUCCUCGAUAAUUGAUUACAUAAUUAUGAAACAAAGAUCCAGAAUAAAUAACUUAGACGUAAGGGUAUACCGGGGAUCGGAAUGCGGCUCUGACCAUCACUUGGUUGUAACGAGACUAGAAAUAAACUAUAGAAGGAAAAUAAGUAGAGGAGAAGAUGAAGGAAAUAAUUACACACUAGUCGAAAGAAAAUACAACUUGGACAGCUUUAGGGAUGAAUCGACGCAGUUCUUAUACAAAUUAAGGUUAGCCACCAAACUACAACAAGUACAAAAGGAACAAUCUGCGAGAGAACUAUAUAACGAAAUAAAAACAUGUAUUCACGAAGCAGCCGAAGAAGCUUUGGGCCGGAAAAGGAAACUGCAAAGGAACUCAGAAUGGUGGACAAAGCAAGUUGAGGAAGUUGUUAGAGAGAAAAAGAGAGCAUAUCAUCACUGGUUGAGUACAAAAAAAGAUGAAGACAGAAAAAUAUAUGUUGAACUAAAUAGGAAAGCAAAAAGACAAGUUGAAAGGAGCAAAAACGAACGAUGGGAAAAGACAUGCGAAGAAGUGGAAAUAAAAAAAGCCCUAAAGGAAUCGAAAAAUAAGAAAGCCGCUGGACCCGGAGACAUCCCCAUAGAGCUGAUAAAGAAUGCACCAGAAAUACUUCUCGAACUAAUAAAAGAACUAUUCAAUAAAUGCAUACACGGAGAUCAAGUGCCCGAAGACUGGAACCUAGGGUAUAUUAGUUCUAUAUACAAAAAGGGAGACAAAAAGUUAUGUCAGAACUACAGAGACAUAACCGUUAUUAGUGCGAUGGGGAGGUUGUAA